This is a messenger RNA of Brassicogethes aeneus, 939 nucleotides long. The record is from the annotation of a GenBank genome assembly. Lineage: Eukaryota; Metazoa; Arthropoda; Insecta; Coleoptera; Nitidulidae.
AAGAAGAUAAGAUAAUAAACCACUUUUAUCAUAUUCGCUUAUCUUUUUUAAGUCGGUAACGUAAAUAGCCGAAUUUAUUAUAGGUUUAUUAGUUCUUCCACAAACAUGUCAAAAUUCUGUGCCAAUUUAGCGUUUAUGUACACGGAAAGACCGUUCCUAGAAAGAUACAAAUUAGCAAAAGAAUCUGGAUUUAAAGCUGUGGAAUCUGGAUUCCCCAGUGGAUUUACACAGCAACAAGUUGUAGAUGCAAAAAAUGCCGCUGGAAUCGAUCAAAUAUUAAUUAAUCUCUUUACAGGUGAUGUAACAAAGGGAGAAUUGGGAGUAACAGCCAUUCCAGGCAAGGAAAAUGAGUUUAAAGAGAGAUUCCAAACCACAUUAUCAUAUGCUAAAGCAUUAGGAGCUAAAAAGAUUCACAUAAUGGCGGGAAAAGUGGAAGGACCUGUAACUGAAGAUAAUGACAGGACAUAUGAAAACAACUUGAAAUUUGCGGCUGGAUUACUAGAAUUACAAGACAUAAUUGGUGUUAUUGAGCCCAUCAACAAGUAUUCAGUUCCAAAUUAUUACUUAAAUUGUUAUGAUAAGGCUCUGUCAAUGGUUAACAAGGUCAACAGCCCCAACAUAAAGAUAAUGCUUGAUGUUUUCCAUUUGCAACAUAUCAGGGGAGAUAUUACAAAUACGGUAAAGGAUUUAAAGGAGUUUAUUGGGCAUGUACAAAUCGCCCAAUGUCCAAACAGAAAUGAGCCAAAUACGCCUGGAGAAAUUAAUUAUAGAUAUAUUUUGGAGAUGCUUAGAGAGAAUGGUUAUAAUGAUUGGAUUGGGCUGGAGUAUAAGCCUAAAACUUCAGUCAAUGAAGGUUUAAAAUGGGUUAACGAAUUUGGUUAUAGAUUGUAUUGAUUAAUAUAGUAUUUGUUUUUUAUAAACGGAGUAUAAAUAAAAACC